Osmia lignaria (orchard mason bee) is the source of this 6998-nucleotide messenger RNA. RefSeq lists its product as uncharacterized. NCBI's taxonomy places the organism in Eukaryota, Metazoa, Arthropoda, Insecta, Hymenoptera, Megachilidae. Gene Ontology annotation, biological process: epidermal growth factor receptor signaling pathway. The record is from RefSeq and is a predicted model, not a curated record. Gene Ontology annotation, molecular function: receptor ligand activity; epidermal growth factor receptor binding.
AUCAACGAGAAAGAAGAAAGAGGAAAGAAAAUAUGCGCAGAAGCGCAUGCACUAGAAACGAAAUGCACGCGUCAAAACGUAUUACAAUUUCACGCACGAAAAGUUACACGAAAAGGUUCGUGGAACGCGAUCCGGCACAACGGAUCGCGAAGGGACGAAGGCGCGGUUGAGUCGUGGACAAGUUUUUCCUCCAGGAAUCAAAGUCCAUCCUUUUAUCUAUUACGAUUUUACCAACGUUUCACGGUAUCGUCACGAAUUCGGGAAAGUGUAUAAAAAAAAAGCCAUCAGAUAAAUCGUACGGUGAAGGAAGAAAGGAAGAGAGAAUGGAAUUUUAUUCAAGAAGCGCUCUAAUGCGGGAAGUAGAGGCUCGGUGAUUUCCGGAUGCAAUCGGCUGUUUCCGGCACGGCCGCCCUCCCGAACUAAACCAUUCAUUCGACGGAGCGAGAAGUUUCAGCGAGAAGAGGAGCGUGAUAGGAAGGUGGUAGGUGCAAACGAGAGUUCCGUGGAAGAAGGAUGGAGAAAGUGAGUUAGCUAGCGAGCGAGUGAAUGAGAGAAGCGACAGAGGAAGGGCAAGAGGAAAGGAGAAGGAAAGCGGCGUGGCAAAGGGAGGGAGGCAAAGAGGAGAGAAUACACGAGAGGUAGGCUCGGCCGAUUCGAGAAGGCUGGCAGGCUGUUAGACAAGAGUAAGAAAGCGAGGGAGCAUAUUGGAUGGCAGGCAGACUGGCCGGUCGUACUGUAUAGUUAACAGAGCUCCCAAGUAAAUCGGCAGCAGAUGUGGCCAGUUAGCUCGGUGCUGUGUUCUCGUUCGGAUCACAGAGUCGUAUGGAUUUCGAUGCACCGAACGAAUUGCCAGUCGAUAGCAGCGACAACGAUCGGUCGCCGAUACCGGAGUAAAGCUUGAUAGGCUUCGAAGCCGCGGUGACAAGUCGUGGCGAGGCAGGAUAAAGCGUUGAUCGCGAAGGCACCGACACGACGUUACGGACAAACGACAGGAACAGGAACAGCAACAGCAAUAGCAACAGAGCACGGUUGUCCCAGGGCGAUAGCAAGAGAGAAGAGGAGAAGAAAUCGAAUGGAACAGUCGGUCGCGCGCCAGCACCAAGAACGCAGUGACCGUCGUACCUGUCCGUCGGUGGCCGAAGACUUGCCCGACUUGCCCGAUCGAGACUCGGGUAGUGAUGUGGCAACGUUGCUGGUGGCUCGCGAGCGGAGGAGUCAGUCGUCGCUCGGCUGUUCCAUGUUAGUUUGUGUCUGACAGUGCAGUGUCGUUGCCAUAUAAUCGCGAGGGCCCGUCAGGGCCCACGAGUUACGCGAAUAACAACCGCGAUUCUUAAACGCGGUCACGAUGACAUAUUUAAGAAGAUUAGGAACGAUCAGUACGACGAGUAUCGCAGGUAUAAUCGACGCAGAGACACACAGUACGUUGAUACGAUAGGCCGUUCGCAUUUGUUGUAUCGUUGUAAAAAAUAGCCCAUGGGAGAGAAGAGAAUUUAAGAGAGUUUUGUCGCGUUCAUUCGCGGGAUGGUAACGGUGACGAAGAAGCGUAAUCGCGCGGUGUGCCGCGUUUAUUCGAACUCGUCGCCGCGACGGUUUCACAAUUUGCAAGCUAGAUAAAAAGGAGAGGCUUUCUUUUUCGAACAGCAGUUCCUAAAUAAUGUGCGCGCAUUCUACGCGUACUACUCGAACGUCGAGAAACGAAUGAGUGCGUGAGUCGUGACAACAUCGUGUCGGAGUGUACGGAGAGAGAAUCUGUCUUUCUCCUAUCCGUGUAGAGGCCGUGGUUGGACUUUACGCCGCCGUACACGCUUCUCUCCUCCUCCUCUUCCUCCCCCCCUUCUCUCACCGGUUGAGGACUAUUUCUUUCUCCCUCUCUCCCCCUGAAGGCCAAUUUAUCUAUCCCGUCGGCCGUACGUCUGUCGCAGUCUACCAUUCCGUCUGUGAGCUAGCAGAGUUUUCACUGGCGCGACACACGGCACGCGCGCACGUACGACACGUAAACGAAACCGACUGUCGAGCUACGCGAAUCGGGAGUGUCAAAGAUCCGAGGAAAAAUCACGGGCAUGGGAACAGUGUGUGCCGUGGACUGAAAAAACAGUGCGCGACCAUCCCGCGUUACCGUCCGGAGGAUCUUGCAUUUUCAUCCGGUGUGCUCGUGUGUGUCCCUUAACACCAAACGAGGAAGAGAGGUUAAGUUAGGCUAGGACUCGCGUCACCCCCCGGCAGUCACUUAUCCUUGUCUAGCUCGUUUCUUCUCCCACCUCUCUUUCUCUUUCUCGCUCUUUCUCUGCUGCAAACACGAAGAGGAACGCAACACGAAAGCCAGAGAUCGACUACAGACACACACGCACACCACCGCAACGCAUACACUCGCAGGACAAUUGGGGAAAGAGGAGGAAAACACAAAUGCCGAUCGCCGGUGGAAUUCUGGUCGCUGGAACCGCGGCUCAUUGCCUGUCUUCCGCCGCUGGUAUGCUUCGAUUCCUCGCUAGACUUUCAGGGAGGCGGCGGCACGUGCGGCGAAGUUGUGGGCCAGGUGGUGGAGCUCGUGCCGUUGAAGAAACAGUAGAAGCAGCGGGGGUGGGAGACGAGGUGGCGGACGAGGGACGUGGUGAAGGAAGGGGAGUAGUCGGAUGCGAAGCUGUAGGAGCAGCGAGCACGAUCGAGGAGGUUAGUUCACCGGUGGCGGAUGGCGAGGUCUGCUGCGGCGACAGCAGUACCACCAACUACCACCACCGUCGUCAUCACCUCCAUCAUAUCCACCGUCGCCAUAGUCAUCAUCGUCACCAGUGUCAGCAGCGUCACCGAUGUCACCAACGAAGGGACAGUGUCGCUAGCAACGAGCUCGUCGUCGACGAGGAAGCCGACGAUGAGGUUACCUGCCAGGAUCAAACUGCCACCGAUGCUGCUGCUGCUGCUUCUGCUUCUGCCGCUGCCGCUCAUCCGUCUCAUCGAGACAUCCACCAGUUCCAUCACCUUCAUCAUCAUCCUCAUCUGCGUGAUCUUCAUCAACGGUUACAGGACGAUAGAACGCAUCGCGAUCGCGAGGAUACGAACGAUCGUAUCGUUCGGACUAGCGAGCACCACUCGGAUGGUAGGACCACCACCGACAACCCUGCCACCGUCACUGCCAUGACGAGAGGAUGCAGGAUCCCGCCCUACCUCGCCACUUUACUCAUCCUCUCCUACACUCUCUUCGGUAUAGCAGACGCCUGUUCAUCCCGGUCGACGCCGAAACCACGGCCACCGACGCCGACGCCUCGACCAAAUAUCACAUUCCACAUGUACACGUGUCCACCGGAUUAUGCGGAAUGGUACUGCUUGAACGGUGCCACAUGUUUCACGGUCAAAAUCGUCGAUUCCCUCCUUUACAAUUGUUUAUGCGCCAACGGUUAUAUCGGGCAAAGAUGCGAGUUUAAGGAUUUAGAUGGUUCCUAUUUACCUUCCCGGCAACGUGUAAUGUUGGAGACAGCAAGCAUCGCCGGCGGUGCCACGAUAGCAGUAUUCCUUGUCGUUAUCAUUUGCAUAGCGGCUUACAUCCACUGUAAGCGAAAGCAAAAGGAAUUGCGGUCGAGUAACUGCGUCGACACGGUGGAUGGUCCUGGCCGAGAUCCGGAGCUGAGGCCGUUUAGCAACCGCAACCGCUCCCUCAUGAUCUUCAUGACCAAGAAUCCUAAUAGUUCGGCGGCGAUAGAGCAGACGAGAAUGCCCGGAUGGAACUGCCCGGAAGUGGAGUCUAUGAGAAUGGCGUCCAUCAGCGAAGGCAAGCGUUCGAAUCAAUAAUAGCCAAUCUCUCUGUCGUGCCUAAUUCCUACGACACGAAACCCGAGGCGUCUACCGUAGAUCACCGAGACACGACGCGACUCGACUCGUCGGCGGAAGGAGGAAUCACUUUCACCGGGCUGCUGUUUUCUGUCUCCGUCCAUGGGACAUGGGUUCUCCCUGUUGGCGUACGAAUUAUUCCGUGAACGCAUUCGAUGAUUGUGACAACAUCUCCUCCUCUUCGUCAUCUAUUUUCAUUUCGUGCCUGUAUAUAAAACAAGCUCGAAUACGCUCGUUCCUGAUGCUUCGAAACGCCAGCUUUACACGAAGGGAAGCAAAAUUUUGAAAGGAAUGCAACCAAUUGGAUUUGAAUAGAAGAAUCGAUAUGUGGAUUGGGAUCCCCAGACCGAUGAAUCCGUGAGAAAUCAGACGUACAGGAUUAAAAAGGAAGUACGUAGCGCAACUUUAAAUAGCUGGACUUUGCAGAAGAACAAAGGACGAGAAAGUAGAAGAAAGAAGGGAAUGCUUAAAAAUAAAACCCUGCUGAAUAGAUGGCUCGAUAGAGAGAGCAUUAGCGCGAAAGUAACGGAGAUUUAAAAAAGAUUUAAAAAUACCAUUUAGUAAUUGUUCCUAUCGGUGACUAGUUUAGAGCAGACAAUAAUAACCAGAGAGAAAACUAAUUGCAGAUGUUAGCGUGAGUUAAGACAAAUCUACGAAUUAAGUUAUUCGACGAUAUCUUCGAAGAUGAGCUUUCGUAACUAUCUGUUUUUCUUCUAUUUUUACUAUUUUCUUUUUGUGUAUACCACUUUUUUCCGUUUCUUCUAGUUUCACCUUCCUCAGCCUGAUCGAUUCAUGGAAGUUUCGAGGUUCCUCGUUAAUCAACGCCAUUCAAUCGCAAAAAAUAGAACCAUAUCGAAAAUGCUAGUAACGCUUUGAAAUAUCUCAAUCGUUGAGUGCGUUCGCGAUAAAUUUGGUGUUUUUUUUUUUUUUUUUUUUUCUUCAACGCGUCCAUCAAAAUCAGGAAGAGUAUUUACUCUACGUUCGACGAGAAACUCGUUCAAUCUUCCUCGCAGUUUCUGUUAAUUACUUUUCUUUCGCUGUCCAUUGUGCCAGUUUCUACUCUAUCGCGACAAUAAUUCGUGUUUCGUUAACGUUGAUUCGCAGGACACAACUUGCCCUUCCAAGUGUUUCGUUGUAAAUGUAUGUAAAACGCGUACAUAGUUUAUUUAAUAUACAGACGUAAUUAUUUAUUUCGUUUAAGCAUAUGUGUUUCGUUCGCACAAUAUACCGUCGUUUAAUUUAUUAUCGAAUUCGAACGUGUCGUUAGGCCUCGGUGGGAGUCGGUUCGUUAAUUGUUCGUCGAUGAAGAGAAAAACGAUCGACUAAAUUCUAAAUAAAAAUGAGAGGCGUCGAUGGCGACGGUGUGGUUGGUCGUGGUCGAUUUCUCGAAUUUCGAUGGUAGCGUUCGUCGCCUGGCAAAAACUUCUCUCCCUCUGUCUCGUUUGUAAAUAGUAAAUUAAUCCGUGUGCAGGGCCGGCCGAUUCGCGUUCUUCCGUUAAAUUUAUCUGACGAGUAAUUAGGACGUUGUAGCGGACAAACUACAAUCAUGACGACGCUUGACAAUUAAGCCGCGUGACACCGCGUUUGCCACUCGCAGUGACCUUUGACAAAUAAAUUUAUCGGGACCCGAGUCGGCCGGGGAUGGCAGGGUCGAUUGCUCGCGCGGCGAAAAUAAUCCGAGAGACCCGAAUUAUCGAUCGCGACUUUCAGAAAUUCCUUAGGGGUCCUCCUGAACCCAUUACCGCGUCGCGACGCCCGUCACCGAACGCUGCUGAAAAGAUAUAUUAGCUCCUCCCGUAAGUAAUGUCGUCGCUCAUCUUGAACGAAAUAUCUUGAAUUUUGUAACUUCUUCCCUCGCAGUUCUUUGUUUUGAUCAUUAUUGAAUUAUUUAAUUGAAAAAAGGCAUAGCAAAACUGAAAAUGAAAAUUUUUUGAAAAAUUAUGUACAUAUGAGUAAUUAAAAAUAAUAGCAAGUUGAUUGGUUCACUUUGAGAAAACGGUAUUAUUUAAAGGGAUGACCUAACAGUAUAUAUAAAUAUAUAUAUAUAUAUAUAUAUAUUUAGGGCAUCGUGUAACUGAUAGCACAGGUAGAAAAAUGGUGAUACUUUAUGCAAGAGUAAUUUGAAAAUGAAAAAGCUACAUUUUACAUUUUCAAUUUACUUUUGCACAAGGAAUUGCCUCCUUUCCACUUGUACCAUCAGUUACAUGACAGCCUGUACCUAAACGUUCUUUAAGAAACUGUCCUGUAUUCCGAUGGCGAUUUGUAUAUUUUGUAGAUACCGUGGAGUAGUGAGAAAGCUUCCAAACGCUUGAAAAAGAAUCGUCUAUAAUAUUACUUUCUCUCGAACGUGUCGUGAGCCGACGACAACGACGCUUUGUGGUUUCUUUGCUCGGUCGGGAGCUUGCGUUUUUCUCCUUUCGUUUCGAAGUUGUUUCUGUCGGGCCUGCCUACUGAAGGAGAUCGAAAUCGAAGCAAGAGAAAAUAAAAUUUAGAAAAAAAAAGAACUAAGGAGAUCGAAAGAGUAGAAAUAGAAAACGAGACACACGCAAGACAGGUUCCGACGUGAAAGGGAACUCUAGGUGGCCUAAAAGUGUAUCACGGAGACGAAAUUGGUAUCGUGACCGUGUAUAUAAUUUAUAAAUAGUCCUAAUUAACGUGGAGAAUGUAACUCUAAUUUAAUUUUUCCUAUACCCUCCAACCCACCCCCUCGAAUCAUACUUCUCACAUGCUUUGUACUUGGUUCCUAAUUUAUUCUUAUUUUCAUUGAUUAUUAAUUAUUACACAAUUUAAUUAUUAAUUACUAAUUACGAUCAUUAGUUACGAUCGUUUAAUUAUUCUCUCUCUUUUUUUUUUAUUAUUAUUAUCGAUCACAGAUUAAUGUGUUUAUUCCUAAUGCUAUCGCGUUAUUUUGGUUAACGAUAUCGAUUUAAGGACACACAUACACACACACUUUAUUAUUUAUGAGAAAAACGAGAAAAAAGCACGCAAUGUCUCACGCGCAGAGCCAUCGUAUACUCUGGCACCUCUGUUGUUCUCCAAUCGGUUGAAAAGCCAUUCUUUUUUAAGUUCGUCCGGCUAACAGACAUGUAUUUGUUAGAUUGAAAGGAACACUUCAACCAGUUCGCGUAAUUGCUCCUGGCGAAUGAUAAAUUUCCUUUUUUUUUUUUUAUGAAUAGAAU